ACUGUCAUUGCCGCUAUUGUCGUCGGUGUUCGUGUUAUUGUUGUGGUUGUUGCUGUUCUCGUCGUCAUCAUGGUUGUUGGUGUUGUUGUUAUUAUUGUGGCUGUUGUUUUCAUCGCCUUUGUUACUGUCAUUAUCGUUGUGGUUGUUGGUAGUGUUAUGAUCGUUGUUGAUAUUGUCAGUGUCGUUGCUGCUGUUGAUGUUUUUGUAGUUAUUGUUUUUGCCAUUGUUGCCAUAGUUGUUGGUAUCAUUGUCGUUGUUGCUGUUGUUGUUGCAGUUCUCGACAUUAUGGUCCUUCUCCUCGUCGCCUUUGUUAUUGCCAUUAUCGUUGUGGUUGUUGAUGCUGUCAUUGUUGCUAUUGUCGUCGUCAUUAUUGUUGUCGGUGUUAUUGUUAUUAUUGUGGCUGUUGUUGUUAUCGUUGUCGUUAUUGAUGUUGUUGUUGUUGGCAUCGCCUUUGUUAUUGUCAUUAUCGUUGUGGUUGUUGGUACUGUCAUUGCCGCUAUUGUCGUCGGUGUUCGUGUUACUGUUGUGGUUGUUGCUGUUGUCGUCGUCAUCAUUGUUGUCGGUGUUGUUGUGGCUAUUGUUGUUGUCGUUGUCGUUAUUAUUGCUGAUGUUGUUGUUGUUGUCAUCGUCUUUGUUGUUAUCAUUGUCGUUGUGGUUGUUGGUAGUGUUGUUAUCGUUGUUGGUAUUGUCAUUGUUGUUACAGCUGUUGACGUUGUUGUGGUUAUUAUUUUUGCAGUUGUUGUCAUUGUAGUUGUUGAUAUCAUCGUUGUUAUUGUUGUUGUCGCCUUUGUUGUUUUCAUUAUCGCUGUGGUUGUUGGUAUUGGCAUUGUUGUUGCUGUUGUAGCUGCUAUUGUGGUUGUCGUUAUUGUUGUCAGUGUUGUUGUUGUUUUUGCCGUUGUAGUUGUCGUCGUCAUUUCCUCACCUGCAGUAAAAUAA
Messenger RNA from Dracunculus medinensis (Guinea worm), 936 nucleotides. The record is from the annotation of a GenBank genome assembly. Lineage: Eukaryota; Metazoa; Nematoda; Chromadorea; Rhabditida; Dracunculidae.